AUGACACGAUCAUUACCGGAUCUGAGCUUAGGCACAUUUAAUCCUGAGAUUGAAAGAACUAUUUCACGUAUUAGGCAAGCUCGACGUCGGUUAUUCUCCGAGGGUGAUGAAGGGGUUAUACCCAACUUACCAGUCUUAUCUGACGGUGAAUCUGACGCGUCAUUUGAGGAAGAAACAAGCUCUUCUUCUACUGAUUCUGUUGAUUUGAGUGCAGAGCCUAUCAAGCACCUUAGGGAUUUUCAGACAACUUGCUCAACUGCUAGGCGGCAUGGUGCCGAAGAGCGUGCCGUCUGGCUAUACGCCUUGCCAUUUUCUCUUGAGGGAAAGGCAAAGGAAUGGUUCUACACUCAACCUAAAGCUAUUGUUACUAACUGGGAUCUGCUCAGAAGGAAAUUCCUGGACAAGUACUUUCCGGCAGAGGUUACUGUUAGGCUGAGGAAAGAGAUUUCCUCUAUCAUUCAAGGAGAAGCAGAGACUCUUUAUGAGUAUUGGGAACGCAUCAGGAAUCUCCUGGAUUUAUGUCCUCACCCCAAGAUUAACCACUUGGUAUUGAUUAGCUAUUUCUUCCAAGGCAUGAAGCCUCAAAACAAGACUCUAUUAGAUGCUACAAGUAAUGGCUCUCUAACUAAGUACAAGACGGUGACUAAAGCGUGGCAACUGAUCACCGAUCUAGCUGAGUCUACCCGAAAUACAAGCCAACGGACUAAGCAUCCCAAGGUUAUUACAGAAGUUUCUUCUAAUAGUGAGACCGCUGCUCUCACUCAGACACUAGGAGAGAUGACCAACAUACUCAAGCAGCUCCAGCUUAAUCAACAACAACCUCUGCCUCCUCUGCUGCAACAUUGCCAACAACUAGUCCCUCAGAGAGUGUGUGGAAUAUGCGCUUGUUAUUCUUACUAUACUGAUGAAUGUCUUCAACUACAACAAGAAGACAACACCUUGGCGGCUACUCAUAAUUUCUACGACCUUCCAAACCAAGGAUACUAUCAGCAAGGCGGAUGGAGCAAUAAUUACAACCAAGGAGGCAGAGACAAUGAUAGAAGUCAAAGAUGGAAUAACAACAACAACUAUCAGCAGAACUGGAAUCAGCAGAAUGCUCCAUACAGAGCACCUCACCAAAGGCAAGCCCAAGCACCUCAAUUCAACCAACAACAAGCCCCUCAAAUUACCUACCUCUCUUCCUCUUCCAAUGAUGAGAUGCUUUGCUUUAUUGCGCAAGGACAAAAAGACAUUCAGAAUACAUUUUACUCUACCAUAAAUGGUCUUAACUCCAUUUUACAAGCUCUCAUCUCCCGGUUGGAACCACCUUCUACCCCUAACAAUCAGCCUUCAAGCUCAAAUGCACUUCCUUCUCAACCUUUACCCAACCCCAAAGGUGGAAUCAAUGCCAUCACUUUGAGGUCUGGCACUACACUGCAAGAGAGGAGUCCCGAGGAGUCAAGCUCAAAAGAAGAUAUUCAAGUUGAAGACAUUGUUGAGGUAGAAGAUGUAGAAGAGGAAGAUGAGGUACAAGGUACAGUUGCAAAAGAAGUAGCUCAAUCAAGGAAUGGAGUACCUAAGGAAGAUGAUCCUGUGAGAGAAGCCAUUCCCAUUCCUUUUCCACACCUUGCUAGGAAAACAAAGAAGCAAAUGGAGCUAGACCCCAAAAUGCGAUCCCAAUCCAUACAUGGUUACUUGCACUAUAGAGGGUGUAGAAUUUAUUGA
This is a messenger RNA of Arachis stenosperma, 1704 nucleotides long. RefSeq lists its product as uncharacterized. The transcript is spliced from 4 exons. The coding region runs from base 1 to 1704 and encodes 567 amino acids. The record is from RefSeq and is a predicted model, not a curated record. NCBI's taxonomy places the organism in Eukaryota, Viridiplantae, Streptophyta, Magnoliopsida, Fabales, Fabaceae.